AAGAAGUUCGUUAAAAAUGUUAAAAGUUGUGCCUAGUUGUCCAUUACCAAGCAAAGCUAACAUAAAGCCUUAAGUUCCUUCAGAUGUUGGAUUUGUCUUUCCAGGGACGUCUUAUACAUGUUAAUUUUUUUAAGUAAAGAAAUGGUCAAAUAGAAUUAGGUCAAAGCCUAUUGCCCACAAGAAUUCCAUAAAGUAGUAGUUUGCAGCGCUUUCUGUAAGCUGUCUAAUUAGAGGAAGAAGCAAAUGCACAAGAAUUAAGCCGUACUCUAUCUCUUAAGGCCUAGUUUCCCCUUUCCACACUCCCUUAUAUGUACCAUUUUCCUCUGCAUUUUUCCCUAUCCGUUCUUCUAUCCCAGAGCGUAUAAGAAUAUCAACGUCUAGAGGAGAAGAGAAAUAUAAUCAAUUGCAAAAAUAAUGGACAGAAGAAAGUCAUACGUAUUGGUGGCCUUCUUUGUCCUUUUGAUCUCCAUGGAAGCCGCCCUUGUUUGGGGCGAUGGCGACGGCAACAAUGGAAAUGGGAACAACGGAAACGGUAAUGGCAAUGGCGACGGAAAUGGGAACAGCGGAAACGGUAAUGGCAAUGGCAAUGGCAACAAUGGAAACGGAAAUGGGGACGGUGGCAAAGGCAACAACGGAAAUGGAAAAGGCAAAAAGAAUCAGAAGAAGGAUGACAAAAAGAAGGAUAACAAGAAGACACCAUAUGAUGCAUCAACGGACUAUGAGGUAUUGUCACCGUUAUCAAGUGGUCAGGAACGAUCUUUCUGCAAAGCUGCCGGUGAUUGCCACUCCAAGACUCUUACAUGUCCAGCUCAAUGCCCUCAGAAAAAGCCUAAGAAGAACAAGAAAAACAAAGGCUGUUUCGUUGACUGCAGUAGCAAAUGUGAAGCCACUUGCAAGUAUAGAAAACCCAACUGCAAUGGAUAUGGCUCUCUCUGUUACGAUCCUCGGUUUGUGGGUGGCGACGGAGUAAUGUUCUACUUCCAUGGAGCUAAAGGAGGAAACUUUGCUAUUGUCUCAGAUGACAACCUCCAAAUAAAUGCACACUUCAUUGGAACAAGACCACAAGGAAGGACCAGGGACUUUACAUGGGUUCAAGCCCUCUCAAUCAUGUUUGACACUCACACCCUUGUUGUUGCAGCAAAGAGAGUCUCACAUUGGGAUGACAAUGUUGAUGCCCUUAUGGUAAGUUGGGAUGGUGAAUCGGUUAACGUUCCUUCCAAUGGAGAUGCGGAAUGGAAAACUAAUGGGGAAGAAAGGGAAGUGGUAGUGGAAAGAACAGAUGAUGCUAAUAGUGUAAGAGUUAAAGUUGCUGGGCUAGUGGAAAUAUACAUAAAGGUAAGACCUAUUGGAAAAGAAGAAAACAGGGUUCACAACUACCAACUGCCAGAUGGUGAUGCUUUUGCUCACUUGGAAACACAAUUCAAAUUCUCCAGUCUGUCUGAUCUUGUUGAAGGUGUUUUGGGAAAGACUUACAGGCCAGAUUAUGUUAGCACUGUGAAGGUUGGGGUUCCAAUGCCAAUGAUGGGUGGAGAGGACAAGUACCAAACUCCAUCCCUGUUUUCUCCUCUAUGCAGGGCUUGCAGGUUCCGACGUCCAUCAGGAGUUGCUCAAUUCUGAUUUAAUAUAUAUAUAUAUAUAUAUAUAAGGUAUCAUGAAAAUAAAUAUUUUUCUUUGUUUUUAAACAACCAAUUAAGUGUCAAAUUGUGUAAUGUGCGCUUGGUAUUUUGGCAUUGUAUUCGAGUUAAAUAUGAUUCACAAUCAAUAAAGGUAAAACAACUCCAUCCUUGUUAAUCUCGUGAAUAUUAUCA
This is a messenger RNA of Ziziphus jujuba (common jujube), 1808 nucleotides long. RefSeq lists its product as uncharacterized. The record is from RefSeq and is a predicted model, not a curated record. The coding region runs from base 415 to 1617 and encodes 400 amino acids. Lineage: Eukaryota; Viridiplantae; Streptophyta; Magnoliopsida; Rosales; Rhamnaceae. The transcript is spliced from 2 exons.